Messenger RNA from Candidula unifasciata, 1675 nucleotides. NCBI's taxonomy places the organism in Eukaryota, Metazoa, Mollusca, Gastropoda, Stylommatophora, Geomitridae. The record is from the annotation of a GenBank genome assembly.
AUACAUUGGCUUUAUGUCUGUGGUGAAAGUCUGCAACAACGCAAACUCAAAACUACAUCGCAUUGAAGGCCUAGUGGAAGGUCGCCGUAAAGGUCAGAUGGUGUGGUAUGUUGGCGAAAGAUUUGCCAACAUAGUUCUCACUCCUGACCAGAAAGAUUAUUUGGACACAGACAUUAAACUGGGCUACCUGUGUGGGCCACCUGGAUCUGGCAAGACAGUGGUUCUGUCUUUAAGAGCUCGCAGGUGGAUCCUGAAUGAGGGAAAUUUUGUUGUUGUGGUGAACAUGUAUCGUGGGGCUCCAGGUCGAGCGAUCGGGAAGCACAUCUUGAAAACUAUCACAGAAAACAGUGAUGAGAACAAAGAGCUCACCCUAAGGAAACAUACAAUGGAGAUUGGGGUCGAUGUCGGUGCCAACAUGUUCCAGAGACAGGAGUUUGUGGACAGAAUUCGCUCAAGAUGGGGAGAUGAAAUUGGCGAGUAUGGUAAUAGGAUUCUGUUUAUUGUGGAUGAAACAUAUGUACAGACAUACUGGGAUUCAGUCUUCCAGACUCUGCGCCAGGAGUUCACCAACAGUGCCAUGUGGUGUGCCGGCUUGUAUGGCAAACAGCCUGACAGAUUUACUUCCCUUAAGCUCACAAAGGUAAUACGCUGUCCCCCAAGUGUCCAGCACAUUCUGUCUCUCAUUGACUGGGUCGAUGACAGGAAACAUUGUUACAUUACAGACAGCACCAAGGCAGCACUGCCAACCAAUGGGCCUCAAGUUUUGGCUGUACGUCACCAACAUCAUAAAGCGUAUGUCCACUUGCCCCCAGCAGAGUGCCCAUUAUGUGGCAGUGACUUGGUGAACAUCUUCAAGAGGUUACAGGUCAGACUUCCAGAGAAAGGUCACACUGACCCCGACUUACAGCUUUGGUCACUCAAGUGUUCAGAGAUUGUCAUCUUGGUAAACAUGCCCAGGUCACUAUACAGGCAGGAUGAGGCGGGCUACCUGGACACAACAGUGGACAGAUACAAGACCUAUAUGCUAGGUCUGAAGAACUGUGCUCUUCUGGACAAGCUGAGAGCAGCUGGCUACCCAACAAGGGUCCACACAGACCUGUCAUGUGGUCAGCUAGUGACCCAGGCCACACAAGAAGUCAUCAACGUCACCUGGAUCUACACCUACCAGGGCCUAGAAAACAAAGUCGUCAUUUUUCUGCCGGGAGACGAGGCCAUGCCCCAGUACUGGGAUGAGGAAUACCUAACUGAACCAUCACUAAACAUACCUUGUCCAGGAUUAAUGGCGUCUGAGGAUGAAACAUGGAAGGAGAAGACAGAACCGUGUGAGCAUGCUGAUUCUGGGGAAGGUGUGUCCCGAGGCAGUAGUGAGUCUGACAGUGUCAGCGAAGAGGAGACUGGGGCGAGUGCAGAUAGUGAAGACAGCGACAGCAUCGUCAGUGACAGACAGACAUUUCUGAGAGACACUCAUGUCCCUGACAAUUUAGGACUGGCAGCAUCUAGCAGCCUGAUAACAUCUGCAGUUAGCAACUGUCAUCAUACUUGUCUGUCGAUGACAUCCAUUGAGGAGCACAUUUUCAACAUUGCUGACAUCCAAGGCUACACCAGAUGGGACAAAAGUAACUUGUUUAUCUCAGCCUCUCGAUGCACAUCACAGCUGAUACUUAUCACCAGAUGA